AAUGGAGGAACAUUUUCAGAAGCGAAACGCGAAAAGAAGGAAAUUAGAAGGUGCAAAGAAGUUGGAAGUACUGGAAGUCCAAAAACUUUGUCAAUAGAAACUAUUUCGAAGUACUUUUACAUGCCCAUAAAGAAAGCAGCUAAAGAACUCAAUGUUGGUUUGACGACGCUGAAGAAAAGAUGUAGAGAAUUGGGAAUCAGAAGGUGGCCUCAUAGGAAGCUUACGUCACUUCAAACCCUAAUCAAGAAUGGGAAUGAAGGGAAAUUGAAUGAAGCAAUAGAGGUGUUAGAGAAAGAGAAGAAAAUGAUGGAGGAGAUGCCAGAUUUACAAAUGGAGGAGAAAACUAAAAGGCUACGACAAACUUGUUUCAAGGCCAACUACAAGAAGAGGAAGGUGAUGGUAAUGGGAAUGAUGGAUUCAGUGCAAGAUUCUUGUAGUGGCAGUGGUGGUUCAAUGUAUGAAAAUAAUCAGGAAGAAGAUGAAGAGCUUAGAGCCCUCUUUUCCGACUAUUCUUCCUACAAUACUAAUUUCUGAUUUCUAUUUAUUUUCAUUAGUAUCUGGUUCUAAAUAGCAUGUGUGAAAGAAUAAUAGUUUGUUUGUUUGAAUACAGUAGUAGUGAUGUUCUUGUAUGUUUAUGCAUCGGCAGGCGCACUUGAGAAUCAGUUGAUCAAGUGUUACAGUAUUGAAUUUUUUUUUUUUUUUCUACAAUUAGAUUUGGUUAAAGAGCAAUUCUUAUUUGGUUGCUUCGUA
Mangifera indica (mango) is the source of this 750-nucleotide messenger RNA. RefSeq names its product protein RKD2-like. The record is from RefSeq and is a predicted model, not a curated record. The transcript has 2 exons. NCBI's taxonomy places the organism in Eukaryota, Viridiplantae, Streptophyta, Magnoliopsida, Sapindales, Anacardiaceae. Gene Ontology annotation, molecular function: DNA-binding transcription factor activity. The annotation marks the transcript as partial.